This is a messenger RNA of Papaver somniferum (opium poppy), 306 nucleotides long. Its product is annotated as dnaJ homolog subfamily B member 11-like. The transcript has a single exon. The record is from RefSeq and is a predicted model, not a curated record. The coding region runs from base 1 to 306 and encodes 101 amino acids. Lineage: Eukaryota; Viridiplantae; Streptophyta; Magnoliopsida; Ranunculales; Papaveraceae.
AUGGAAGUAAAUCAUUAUGUUGUUCUAGGGUUACCAUCAGGUAAAGAAGGUGCAAAAUUAACUGAUGCAGAAAUUAAUAAAGCUCAUAGAACAAAAGCCCUAGAAUUACAUCCAGAUAAACGUCCUGAUGAUCCUAAUGCAACUAGUGAUUUUCUUCAACUUCAAUCAUCGUACGAAAUUCUUAAAGAUGAAAAAAAACGUAAAGAGUUCAAUAAUAAACGCCACAUCAGUAAUCAAAACGUGAUUCAAGAAAACGCAAACGGAUGGAUGAUCUUGAUAAGCGAGAACAUGCUUCUUCUGCUCUAG